Daktulosphaira vitifoliae (grape phylloxera) is the source of this 3677-nucleotide messenger RNA. Its product is annotated as transcription initiation factor TFIID subunit 3-like. The transcript is spliced from 9 exons. NCBI's taxonomy places the organism in Eukaryota, Metazoa, Arthropoda, Insecta, Hemiptera, Phylloxeridae. Bases 108 to 2945 code for a protein of 945 amino acids. Gene Ontology annotation, molecular function: protein heterodimerization activity. The record is from RefSeq and is a predicted model, not a curated record. Gene Ontology annotation, cellular component: transcription factor TFIID complex.
UUUGAUAAUAAAUCAAAAUUUUAACAAAAUUUAUUAACAUAAUUUACUAGUGUUUUCUUAAUCUUUAGAAAAUUGCCGCCACCCAGAAGCCGAGAGGAGAAUAAUAUAUGGCCUCCGAAGAUGAUUUUACUAGGCACGGGUUGGCGGCUGCUGUUGCUCGUGUAUGUGCGGAGGCUGGAUGGGAUACAGCUUCUGGGUCUGCUUUAAGGACGAUGACUGAUGUACUACACGAGUAUUGUGCUGGGUUAGCGCGAGCCGUCAAAAUGUAUUCCGAAAUAUCGAAUACUAACUUAAUUGGAAAUUGUAUACCAGAUAUUGAAGAUGUAACUAUGGCUUUUAAUGAUAGACAUAUCCGUUUAGUUGAAAUAAGAAAGUAUUUGAAAUACCAACAAAAUAGUGAAAUAGAACAUCCUACUAUGAAUAAUUCAUUACCUCAAUAUCCCCAUCCAGCUAAGUCCAGUACCUUGAAUAUGAUGAAACCUGGAAGUAGAGAAAUUGUAACAAGGCCUGUUCAUGUACAUGAACACUUACCGACUAUGUAUCAUGUAGAACAACAAUUAGAUGAAAAAUUAUCUCAAAACUAUGAUGGCAGUGAUUUAAAUAAAUCAACUAAUAAUUCAUGGAAUGUUUUCGAUGGUAAUAAUGUUCAAGAAAAUAACAUGGCAUCCAAUAAUGUUGGUGAUAGGUCUUCUAUUAACAAUCGAUUAAUUGUUCCAUUAAAUAGACGACUAAGGGAUAUAUCUAGUGUGGUCAUGACAACAUCUGGGUAUUUAUCACCUUCACGUGAAGGUAGACUUCCAGAAUCUAGAUUGAUUCUUCCUUCAUUUUCUUCUAAUUCAUUAAGUUCAAAAACUAGUUCAUCUGUAUCAUCAAAAAAUAUUUCACGCUCUACAGAAUUACCUAUAGUAAAGAGUGAAAAAAGUCACCAGCCUCGUCAUAUUAAAAAACCAUCUCAAAAAUUCUUGAUACCAAACCAUUCCAUGAAUAAAGAAAAAAUUAAUUUAGAAAGUAACAAUAAUAAAAAUGAUAAUACGAAAAUUAGUAAAAAACAUUUAAAAGAUGAGCUACCUAAAAAGUCAUCAAAAGGAAAUGGAAUAUUACGACGAGAUAAUAAUUCGCGCAAUGACCAAUCUUCUAAAAAUAGAGAUAAAUUAAAAACAAAUGCAUUAAAUGCAAUAUUUGAUAGAUCUUUACCAACUACUUCCAACUCUCCUCAAAGUAAUACACCUUUAUCUAAUAAUUCAAAUAAACGUUCCAAAAACAGCUAUACCCUUGAUAGUAAUAAAACUGACAGUGAAAAACUUAAUUCUGAACCAGACAAACGUAAAUUAAAUAUAUUUAAAAAAAUUUCAACUAAAUCUGAUAAGUCCUCAGCAAUUCGACAACUUGCAAAACCACAGAGCAACAGUAUUGUUCUGACAUCUAGUAAUGAGCCUGACAGUAAUAGUACAAAUACUAAUAAUAUUUUAACUUCAGAUGAUAUAAAAAAAGACAGCACUGAAAAAAUCCCUGAAUCUACAAUUUUCUCUAGUCAAAAAUGUUCAGAUAACACCCGUACAUCUAAAGUAUCUGAUUAUAAAGUAGAAGAUGUAUCAAAAUCAGUACCUAAAAAAAGAAAGAAGAUGCAAAAAUCAGUAAUGCAUGAUAACGACUUAUUCUUCUCAGAUUAUGCAGUCAUAAAUAAUGUUAAGAAGAAACCAAAAAUGUCCAAUGAAAUACGACCUCUUUCACCAUCUCCUGUAAAGUUUUCAUUUUUUGGAAAUCUACCCCCUCCAAUACCACCUGCACUUGCAUCAAACCCUUUAGUUCCCAAAUAUACUUUACCUCCUAGCAGUAUUAUAUCUACAAAAUCAAUUGAAAAAUCUCCAAUUAAUAAUUUUUUGCCAACUAUACCUGGGGAAGAUGAUUAUCAUUUGUCCAAUGAGAUUGAACCACAACCUCCAUUACUUGUUAAGGAAAAAAAGGAUAUAGUAGAAGAGGGGAAAAAAGAACGAAGAAAGUCGAAAAAGAAGAAAGAUAAAAAAGAUAAAAAAAGGGAAAAAAAACGUAAGAAGGAAGAAAAAAUGCUUGGUAAAAUACUCAAAGAUAAAUCCGAUUCAGCUGAUGCUGAAUCUAAUAAAGAUGACAUUAGCAUGAGUAUGAUAGAAGAGAUUAAUACAAAUAAAGAAGAAGAAUCAUUAGUCCCUAAAAUAAAGCUCAAACUUCCAGGGUCAAAUUCCUCACCAACUACAAAUCAGCGCAAAAUUGUUAUAAAACCUAUUGUAAAAAAUAGCAAAUCUCCACCUAGCUCUAAUGAUCCUGAAUCUCAUGUCACACGUACAAAAUUACCAAAAGAAGAAAGAAACAUGGAGUCUAUAAAAUCACCUCAAUACUCAAUUAAAGAUGACCGUUCUCUAUGCCUUUCACCCAAUCUACCAUUGCAAACAGAAAAAAAAGAAUUAUGUGGAGAUAAUACAGAUAAGCGUUCCUCAAAAUCAUCAAAAAAAAUCCCCUCUGUUAGAGAUAAUUUUCACAAUAUAACACCACCUGCAAAUGAUAAAAAUGAAGAUACAAUCAAUUUGUCUUCUGCAACAAAAACAAUUUUGAUUUCUCCAUCAAACACAAAUAUUAAGCCUAAUAAAACCCCUAAAUCAAAACCUUCAAAAAAAUCUUCUUCUAAAAAGUCAACAGCUGCUCGUCAAAAUGUUCCAGCUGCAUUUUAUUAUGAUGAAGCUGGUAAUCAAGUUUGGGUGUGUCCUUCGUGCACUAAGCGAGAUGAUGGCAGUCCAAUGAUUGGCUGUGAUGGAUGUGAUGCAUGGUAUCACUGGGUUUGUGUUGGUAUUCAGUGUCCUCCUGAUUGUGCUGUUUGGUAUUGUAUGACGUGUUUAGCUGUGAAACGUGCUGCUGUGUCCAAGCGAGGUAGACCCCCACUCAAAAAGAAAACAUCAAUAACAUCAUCACUUUAAAAUUCUUCUUUUUUUAAAAGUUCUUUACAUGUUGUUAAUUUGUUCAAUUUUGUGUGGUUUUUGAUUCUAAUCAUUUAACCUAUAAACAAUUACUAAUUAUAACCUUAUAUCAUUAUGACAAAGUUAAAAAGUAAACUACCAAAAAAAUAUCUAUAUAUUUAUAAUUAUUAUUGGGAUUCUAGGGAUUAUUUCAAGUUAUUAUAUAAAUAUUUAUAUUAUAAUUACUAUUAUACAUUAUUAGAUACAAAUGUUAUUUUUUAACAUACCUGUUAGAAAUUGAACUCGUUACAUAUAAGCCACCUUUUUUUGUUUUCUUCUUUUUUUUUAAUUUAUGUUAUUAUUUAAAAUGAUGGUACAAUAACUUAAAAUUUAACAUGCAAGUUAUUUAAAUAUUGCAUACAAUUUAUUAUGUUUAUUAAUUUAAUUGUGACUAAAACUUUGGUUUUUGUUUCUCUAUUCACCCAAUGAUGUUAUGUUGUUGCCAUCAUUUUUAUUGUUAUAGUUUGAAUUAUACUUGAAAAGGUUAUUUUCCUUCAUCAUUAUUAUUUCGUUAUUUUAUUUAUUUGUUUUAUUUUUUCAUGAGAAUACUUUUUUUUAGAAAAAUAUAUUUUAUUAUAUUAAUUAUAAUUGCCUAUAAUAUUUACCUACUAUGUAAAAGUAUCAUUUACCUAAUUUGUGUGAAGUAAAAAAAGGCGUUAUUCAUUUUAAUGAUUAAUGCUUAGUAGAAAUUAA